This is a messenger RNA of Aedes albopictus (Asian tiger mosquito), 953 nucleotides long. Its product is annotated as heparin sulfate O-sulfotransferase. NCBI's taxonomy places the organism in Eukaryota, Metazoa, Arthropoda, Insecta, Diptera, Culicidae. Gene Ontology annotation, cellular component: membrane. Gene Ontology annotation, molecular function: heparan sulfate 2-sulfotransferase activity. The record is from RefSeq and is a predicted model, not a curated record.
AUAAACAAAAUAAAAAAACAUCACAAUCCAAAAAAAAAAAGUUCUGCCUCGGGAUCGAGAGAUAAAUCAGAAAAUAAACUUUAUUAUUAAUUAGCGGUUCGAUUAUCGGUUUGUAGAAGUGCUCGGUUUAUUCCCCUGUGUCAGUGCUUCAAAAUUAUAAAAUAGAAUGUGAUUAAACCUCAGAAGAACAGGCGCUGCAGCGGCUUCAACGGAAUUCAGUGUCGCUUAUCACAACAGCAACAGCACGUAAUCAACGCAGCUGUCUGAUAGAGCUGAAGGUUUCGGUCGGUGAUAAUGCUCACGACAAAGUACUUCUUUCUCCUGAUUCUGAUCGCCGCCGGGUUGGUCUUCAUCGUACUAUUCCACUGGUUUGCAUCCAACUAUGCGCCGGAUGAGCUGCGGACGAUCGGUAACUCUGACCGGAUGUUCCGGAACAGUGCCCGGCACUGGGAAACGAUGAUCAACCAGGAAGACCCCGCCCUCAAGACAAUAAACUUUGACGAGCAGCUGGUCGUUAUCUACAAUCGAGUCCCGAAGACCGGCAGCACCAGCUUCGUCAAUCUUACCUAUGACCUCUGCCGAAGGAACGCAUUCCACGUUCUCCAUAUCAACAUUACGGCCAACAUGCACGUGAUGUCCCUCCCGAAUCAACUCCGAUUCGUGCGGAAUGUGACCGCGUGGGACGCCAUGAAGCCGGCCUUCUACCAUGGCCAUUUGGCGUACUUGAACUUUGCCAAGUUGGGCGUUCCGGCGGCCAGACCCCUUUAUCUGAACCUGGUCCGCAAGCCGCUGGACCGGUUAGUAUCCUAUUACUACUUCCUGCGGUACGGGGACGACUACAGGCCACACCUUGUGCGCCAUCGAGCCGGGGACACGAUGACGUUCGAUGAGUGCGUCGCGCGGCAAAAGCCCGACUGUGACCCGGCCAACAUGUGGCUGCAGAUUCCGUUCUU